GAGUUUCGUAUUUCAUUUCUAUGUUGACAUACCUGUGCCGCCCUACCUGUGCUACACAUGAAACACACCCAACAUUUGUUUUGUCACAUUAGCUUCAAUUUGAAUCCGUCCGUAAAAUGUCUUAAAUUUAACUAAUAAUUAAUAUAUUUGUAAUUUUAUAUAUAAAUUAACCCCAAUUUGAUGUAUAAUUGACAUAUAAUUUGAACACACAAUGAAAGUAAACCAUUUGGCGAAUCUCUUGUUGAUAAUCUCUACGAUCUCAUCGGUGAUCAUCAGUGUGUCGUCCAUAAGUUGCUAUCAAUGCGAAAGUAAUAGUGAAUUAGAUUGCGCUGAAAAGUUUGAUGCGGACACCACUGAAUUGCUACCCAAACCAUGCAAUCACGUGUUUGAGGCCCGAUAUUGUAUUAAAUCUACGGGAAUGUUUGAAGGUAAAAUCGGUACAAAAAGAUUUUGCUCGUCACGUGAUUUCGGCGAUUACUGCGAUUAUGUCCGCCGACCGGGAGAUGAAAGAGACUACAGAAGCUGUAUAUUCACGUGUUCUUCGGACGACUGCAAUCACUCGACCCAUACAUAUGUCUCACAUUUUUUGUUAAUAACUGAUCCCAAAGCCGUCCCACAAAUUGAUGUGUUUUUGGUUGAGUAUUACGGAGUGUUUGGGCAGAAUCGCACCGACUGUCAGAAAAUAUAUUUUCUUAUUAUAGCAUUUUUAGCUCUCAGUCCUCAAUAA
Molecule: messenger RNA, 727 nt
Organism: Oppia nitens
Lineage: Eukaryota; Metazoa; Arthropoda; Arachnida; Sarcoptiformes; Oppiidae
Exons: 4
Coding region: 212-727 (171 amino acids)
Biological process (GO): positive regulation of voltage-gated potassium channel activity; regulation of synaptic transmission, cholinergic; sleep
Source: RefSeq, a predicted model, not a curated record